AUGAAUGUUACCGUCAUCCACGGCGAAGAAACAAGGGUUCAUCCAAGCGACCUGCACUGGCAUCUAGGCGACCUCCUAAAGAACAAGGACGCAGCAGACCUAACCUUUCAAGUCGGUGGACAGACAUUAUCGGCUCACAGGUGUGUCCUAGCUGCUCGGUCAUCCGUCUUCAAGGCGGAGCUUCUCGGCUCCAUGCAGGAGAGUUCUGCCGCAAGUCCUAUUGAAAUCCGUGACAUGGAAGCUGAUGUGUUCAAGUCCUUGCUCCACUUCAUAUACACCGACUCUGUUCGUCCAGUGCUUGACGUAGUGAUGGCCAGCCAUCUGCUCGUCGCCGCUGACAGGUACAACAUCAUGAGGCUGAAGCAGAUAUGCGAGGAGAAAUUGUGCAAUCACAUUGAUUCCAACAUGGUGGCAACUUAUUUGGCUCUAGCCGAACAACAUGGUUUCAGUCGUCUCAAAGAAGCUUGUUUCCAAUUCCUUGCUUCUCCAUCCAAUUUGGAGGCUAUGAUGGCGAGUGAUGGUUACGAGCAUCUCAAGUCCAGCUGCCCAUCUGUUCUCAAGGAGCUCAUAGCUAGAAUCAUGCCGGCUGAACUGAAUACGGCAAAGGAUAUCAUCAUGGCAAUGUGGAAGUAA
This is a messenger RNA of Triticum turgidum subsp. durum (durum wheat), 633 nucleotides long. The record is from the annotation of a GenBank genome assembly. Lineage: Eukaryota; Viridiplantae; Streptophyta; Magnoliopsida; Poales; Poaceae.